AGAGGAUGCGGAGCCCGCAUGGACCCCCUCGGCGCAGCCCUGGCGCUGUGCGCAGCGCUGCUCCUCGCACAGCCCACACUCGGUGAGAGGCUGGAGAGGCCAACACAGGUGCGCUUUGCUGCAGAGAUAGCCCAUCAUCUGCUGCGGUGGGAGCCAGGCCACAACUCCCCCAGCAAUGUCCUCUAUGAAGUGGAGCACAAAGUCUAUGGCACGAAUCAAUCCUGGACGGCCAUCCCGAACUGCAUGAGGAUCUCAGGGCACUCCUGUGACCUCACAUACUACACACUGGACUCUGCUCGCCGCUACUAUGCACGGGUCAGGGCUGUGUCUGGAAACCACACGUCCCCAUGGCAAAGGACCAGCUCUUUCUCCCCACAAGAAGCCAGUCUGCGCCUGUCAGGCCAGAGCCUCUCUGUGAUGGGCAACACCAUCCAUGUGCAGCUGCAGCUCCUGCUCCGGACGGGGAACCUCACUGUGAAGUACGAAGACAUCCAGAAGCACAUGAGACGAUACCGGGUGUACAUCAGGAGGGCGCAGGACAAUCGGACGUAUGAAGUGAUGGAGACCUCCCCGGAGUUCAACAUCAGCAACCUGUUCUGGGACACAGAGUACUGCAUCAGCGUGGAGCCCAUCGUGGCCAGCCGGCACAGCGGCACGGCACGCACCGACGAGCAGUGUGUCACCAUCGGCCACAGGGACAGUGAGUGCUGGGGAGCCAGGGAAGGGGGGCCCUCGAGUGUGGGACAUGGAUCCUCCUCAGCCUUCUGGCCCUCGUGCUCAUGCACUGAAGACUCUGCCACGUCCUCUCUUGCAGAGCUUGUCCUGGGUGCCAUCAGCUCCUCCUUCAUCACCUUUCUGCUCUUGGGGCUCCUGGGGGCUCUGCUGGUGUGCACCUACAUCAAGAGACCCAUGAGGCCGCCGUCCGUCCUGAAGUCUUUCAUAAAGCAGAGCUCGCUCUGGGCAGAGCAGGAGCCCUCGUCCUCCAGCAGCCCUGAUGCAGACCCGGUCCAGCAGCUAUUCCUGUGCCAGAAGGAGCCCCAUGAGGACAGUGUCCCCAUCAGCAGCACCAGCACAGCCCAAUUGCCCAUGGAGAAGGGCUGGAGGCUCCCAGCAUGGCCUGAGGACAAGGUGUGCCUGCUGGGGCCAAAGACCAUGGGGAGCAGAGACAGCAGCAGCACCAGCACCGACAGUGGCAUUUGCCUGCGCACCUCCUCCCUGGAGCUGAGCUGCUCCUUGGGCACCGAGCCCCAGGGAUACAAGACUCAGCUUCCCAAUGGUGAUGACAGUGGCGUGGGCUUGGAGAGCUCCUGCCCUCGCCCGACAUGCUCCUCUGGGAACACCAUCCCGAUGGAAGACAGGCAGCCCUGCAGUGGGGAGCUCAGGAUCCCCCCUGACACCAGCCAGCAAGAUGUGGAGUUCCGUGGGUACCUGCAGCAGUCCAAGGGCACGGUGGAGCCAAGGCAGGACCCAGCCAAGGGGAUACCUUUCUCAGUCUGUGCAGCAUCCCCGCAGGGCCGGGGCAGCACUGACAUUACACUGGAUACAGAGUGCUCCGAGCUGCCUGUGGUCAAAGGGUAUUUGAAGCAGUCCACUCCUGAGCAUCCCCAUAGCCACACACAGGACCUUGCUCCAUGGAGAGUGACUCAGGAGCCCGCGGUCUGGGAUACUUCCAGCCAGACAGGGCCCCAAGCCCCUGGUCUGCUGAGCUAUGGGGCUCCAGGUGCUCCCCUGGCCUCCAGAGCCCACCCUGAGCAGCUGAAAGCUCCCUUCGACCUGAGCAUCUUCAACACUGACCUCAUGGGGACGCUGCCCCUCGCCUCCAGCCUCAGCACCAAGUGGCUCAUGCUGCAAAUCAACCCCUUGAGCCUGCUCAGUGGGGACAGCAAGGACAGCUGCCUGUGAGCAUCCCCACAUACUGACCCAACUACCUCUUCUAGCCACUGCUCACAGGAGCAGAUACUCUGAUAAGCUACCGCCAACACCUGGAUGUCAGCUCAUCAAACUGAGCAGUGCCCUGGAGAAGACUCACUGGAGAAGCACCAGUCUAAUGGUUUCUGGGGCUGCUUUGGCCCUGGCACUGCUGUGGCCAGCCCCCAGCCACGCUGCACCUUCCCUCUGGUACAAAGCUAAGGAGACACAGGGACAAGGCUAUGCUGGCAGGCUCAUCCCUGCCUCCUCCAGCCACCAAGCCCAAAGAUACACACCAGGAUGUUCCCAAGGCACAAUCCUGCCUCCUCUGCCCAGCACAGGGCUUGUGGCCUCAGGGCAUCCUCGAGAGCCUGUGUUUUCCCUCUCCCCUUCCCCCUUUCACAGACAAGUGCUGGGCUCCUCCAUCUGACGUCUGCAGUGCUGAUGCUGUCCGAGCCUUUCACAACAGACACCAGCAGCAGCCUGACGCCACACUAUGGUCCAUGUUCUGCCACUAUUGCGUACAGACAUUAUUUAUUCUAUUUAAUUUGUAAAU
Messenger RNA from Melopsittacus undulatus (budgerigar), 2464 nucleotides. RefSeq names its product interleukin 10 receptor subunit alpha (gene IL10RA). Gene Ontology annotation, biological process: cytokine-mediated signaling pathway. Lineage: Eukaryota; Metazoa; Chordata; Aves; Psittaciformes; Psittaculidae. Gene Ontology annotation, molecular function: cytokine receptor activity; protein binding. Bases 19 to 1902 code for a protein of 627 amino acids. The record is from RefSeq and is a predicted model, not a curated record. Gene Ontology annotation, cellular component: plasma membrane. The transcript is spliced from 6 exons.